Carya illinoinensis is the source of this 2184-nucleotide messenger RNA. Its product is annotated as LEAF RUST 10 DISEASE-RESISTANCE LOCUS RECEPTOR-LIKE PROTEIN KINASE-like 2.5. The transcript has 3 exons. Gene Ontology annotation, biological process: protein phosphorylation. Lineage: Eukaryota; Viridiplantae; Streptophyta; Magnoliopsida; Fagales; Juglandaceae. Bases 126 to 2069 code for a protein of 647 amino acids. The record is from RefSeq and is a predicted model, not a curated record. Gene Ontology annotation, molecular function: protein kinase activity; ATP binding; polysaccharide binding.
CCACUUUAAUUAUCAAUUGACCAAGUCAAAGCCCACUACUUUUAUUAUCAUGCUCCACAGGACUUGAGAACUCAUACCAUUUCCAUCUUCUUUCUCUAUGUUUACUUCCAAAUCUGUCUCUCAAAAUGGCAAUGCAUACCCAUCUCGUCCAAAUCAUCACUUUGUUCGCCAUGAUAAUAUCCAUAGGCUUAAUCCACUUUCCAUCAUCUUCAUACGCAAACAAUGAUGAAAAAUACCGCAUUUGCGGCACGCUAUUUGUCUGUGCGGGCAUUCCGAACCUCGGUUACCCUUUCUGGUGGGGAUUAAAUCGGUCGAGAGAUUGCGGUCAUCCGAGCUUUGAGUUGAACUGUAGCGGCGAUGCCCCACAGCUCAAGAUCGCGAACAUGAGUUACAGAGUCCUUGGAGUCAACAACCCGUUGCGGACUCUGACGGUUGCCAGAACGGAUUACUGGAAGACCAUUUCUCCUCCUCAGAUCGUUAACACCACGAUAGAUCACUCCCUCUUUUCUUAUGGCCCGAAUGCGACGACGAACCUGACGCUCUACUACGAUUGCACCGUUCCCGAUUCUUCGGCAAAUCAGACUGAUGUUCAGUUAGAUUGCACAGCAAACAAUACCGAUGUUGCCAGGUACAACGUUAGUAGCCUGUUGGGCAUGUGCAAAAACAACGUUAAAGUGCCAGUUGCGCAAUCUGCAGCUCAUGUUGGCUAUUCAACUGAAGCUGCUCUGAUUGAAGCUAUUGAUGGUGGAUUCAUGUUGAAGUGGGAUGCAAAGAAUAGCAUGUGCGAUGAUUGUCGAAAUUCCGGCGGGCAGUGUGGGACUUCUAACUCGAGGGGAAAUGAUUUUGCUUGCCAUUGUGCAACUGGGACAUUUACGCCGACGUGUACAGGAAAAGAUUGGUGGAAGCACAAAUUGGUGCUUAUAAUUCCAAUUGGUGUGGUUGGGAUUGCAGUAAUCUCUUUGGGGGUUAUGUUUAGCGUUAAGAGACGACGCUCGUCAAGUAAUGCAACGGCCGGAGUGAACAGAGAUGCAAAGAACGAUCACAUGGAUGCUGAAGCAAUGAUAAAGAGCUAUGGAUCAGUUGCACCAAAGAGAUACACUUAUUCAGCUGUGAAGAAACUGACCAACUCAUUCAAAGAUAAAGUAGGACGAGGAGGAUAUGGUGUUGUAUACAAAGGAAAGCUACCUGAUGGGCGUGUCGUGGCGGUGAAAGUCCUAAGCGAGUCCAAAGGCAAUGGAGAAGAGUUUAUUAAUGAAGUUGCUAGCAUCAGUGGAACAUCACAUGUCAACAUAGUCACACUUCUAGGUUUCUGCUAUGAGAAGACUAAACGAGCUCUGAUCUAUGAAUUUGUGCCUAAUGGAUCUCUUGAUAAGUUCAUAUAUGACGACGGAUCUUCGAUUACAAAGUGCCACUUAGACAAAAUCAUCAUGUUUCAAAUUGCAGUUGGCAUUGCUCGAGGACUAGAGUACUUGCACCGUGGUUGUAGGACAAGAAUUCUGCAUCUCGACAUAAAACCUCAUAACAUACUUUUGGGUGAAGAUUUAUGCCCAAAAAUCUCAGAUUUUGGCCUUGCUAAACUUUGCAAAACAAAAGAGAGUAUUGUGUCGAUGACGGGCAUGAGAGGAACAGUAGGAUAUAUAGCACCGGAGGUAUUUAGUCGAAGCUUUGGUGGAGUCUCUCACAAGUCUGACGUCUACAGCUAUGGCAUGUUGGUUCUUGAAAUGGUUGGUGGAAGAAAAAAUUAUGAUGGUGGAGUGUCUCAUACCAGCGAGAUAUACUUUCCACAAUGGAUAUAUAACAAACUCGAAAGGGAUGAGAUUUUUUAUACUAGUGAGGAUACGAGGGAGGACGAAGAAGACAUUGUGAAAAGAGAGGUUGAAGAAGACAUAGUAAAAAGGAUGAUAAUGGUGAGUCUAUGGUGCAUUCAGACAAAUCCUGUAGAUCGGCCAUCAAUGGGUAAGGUGAUUGAGAUGUUAGAAUGCAACUUUCAGUCCUUGGAAAUUCCACCGAAGCCAUUCCUGAAUUCGCCAGCUGCAAGAUCACCAGAAAAUUCUUCCACCCCUUCGUAGUCUUGAAAUCCAACUGGAUAUAUACAAUUGUAUGAUGGGAUCCAGUUUUGUCUUUUUCUUUUCCAAAAAUUAAACCGGUUGCGUUGAUAUCACAUUAAGAAAUCCACUUCUUCUU